CCCCGUCUUAAUAAACAGUAAGAAGAGCAAAGCAGCUAGGGUUUUUGCAAUUACAGGCACUCUCGGUCUUCCGUCAGUUUCGACUAAAUUCACAAGCUACCUACGCCUCUGGUAUUUGUCAAGGUUUUGUUAGGGUUUCUUCUUUUUCCUCCCUCUAGGGUUUAGACGAAAACUUGCGGAACCACAGGUAAAACAAAAAUAUAGGGUGUAGUUGGAAAUAAUCUCGUAUUCAUUUGCAGGUAUCUUCGUAGUUAGAGAAAGAAUAGGAACCAAUGGAUUAUGUAGCUGAGCAAAAUUUCUCAGAAGAGCAGGAACGAAACGAUGGUAGUGCAGGACAUGAAUUAAAGCAUUCACUCGAUGAUUCUUCUGCAGGGUUUUAGAUAAUGGCAAAUCCCCAUUCCUGCAUGAGGCCAUGCCGAAAUUAUUGUAACUGCUGGUUUUGCUUGUUCAUAGAAAGCUUUUCGUCGGAGGCAUUGCUUGGGAGACCAGAGAAGAAUCUUUUAGGAAGUAUUUCAGCAGGUUUGGAGAGAUAACAGAUUGUGUAAUAAUGAUGGAUAAGGUCUCUGGAAGGCCACGGGGAUUCGGCUUUGUAACAUUUGCAGACCCAGAAGCUGCAAAUAAGGUUUUAGAGGAAGAGCACAUCAUAGACGGUAGAACGGUGGAAGUGAAGAGGACAGUACCUAAGGAGGACAUGCAAGUUAAAGGAUCUCCGAAAACAAAGAAAAUUUUUGUUGGCGGUCUUCCAUUAACUUUAACUGAAGAUGAGUUGAAGGAAUAUUUUUCUUCUUAUGGCCAUGUUCUGGAGCAACAAAUCAUGCUGGACCGUGAGAGUGGUCGAUCCCGAGGCUUUGGCUUUAUUACUUUUGAUAGUGAAAAUGCCGUUGAAAAAGUUCUAAACAAUGGCCGUAUGCAUGAAAUCCAUGGCAAACAAGUUGAAAUUAAGAGGGCUGAGCCAAAAAGAGCUGGUGCUGAAAGUGCAAUUGAGAGCAGGCAGCAUCGUGGUGGCAGUGGUUCAAGAUCGUAUAAUAACUUCGGUGGGUCUGAAGGAGCGUAUGGUGGUGGAUACAGUAGAGGGUAUGGUGGAUAUGGAGGCUAUGGCGGCGGAGCUGGUGCUGGCUAUGGGGGUUAUGGAAACAUUGGAGGAAGUUAUGGCGGAGGUGGUGCAGGAUAUUUCUCUGGAUAUGGUGGAUAUGGUUAUGGAUUUGGGUUUAGUGGAGCUAUGUAUGGGGCAGCUGGAUACGGAGCCACUAGCUAUGGUGCUCCUGGAAGCUAUGGUGGUGCUGCUGGGUAUGGUAGCGGUAGAGGAUACGCAAGCAGUGAUGAUGGUAGCUGGUAUGGUGGGGCUAGAAGUUCUGCAUCUUUCAAUGCUAAAGGGUAUGAAACCGGGGGUAGCACUGGAGGUGCAAAAGCAUACGGUAAUGGUGGUGCUGCAGGUGGAAGGUUUCAUCCUUACAGGAAUUGAGACCUUCUUGACGAGUCUAAUGUUGCAAUUGUUUCGACUACUCUUGGUUGGCUCAAGCUAGACGUAAAAUCUUUGCUGCUGAGUUUGUUUUCUUUGUGGUUAAUGAUUCAGUUAGAUGUAACCUGCUUAUUUUUCGAGUAAACCAUCUGUAGAUUGUAUUUAGCAUACUGAUCUGCGAGAACUGCAACCACAGUCUUUUGGCUUAAGUUAUUUUACCCUUUCUGUUAAGGUAAGGGAAGAAGUUACUGCUCUGAAAUUUGGAUGAUACGGUUGCUUUUACCUACAUGGACAAUUGAUAGUUGGUAAAUUAGAUAUGUACCAUAGAUUCCGAAAUUUUUCUAUUUUAUUUGAAAUUUAUGAGGUUGAUGUUGAA
Molecule: messenger RNA, 1835 nt
Organism: Solanum pennellii
Lineage: Eukaryota; Viridiplantae; Streptophyta; Magnoliopsida; Solanales; Solanaceae
Product: heterogeneous nuclear ribonucleoprotein 1-like
Exons: 6
Coding region: 548-1462 (304 amino acids)
Biological process (GO): regulation of gene expression
Cellular component (GO): nucleoplasm
Molecular function (GO): RNA binding
Source: RefSeq, a predicted model, not a curated record